CGGAACCCAGGCGGGGCGGCUCGCGGCCCGCCCGGGCCUCUGCAGCCGGGACGCCGGCGGAAGUGGGGGCGCCGGCCGCCGCGGACCUCGGGUCCUUUCUUGCAAGGAGCUCACAGGUGAGCUGCAGAGACAGGGAGAGCCUAACAAGGAAAAGGAUCGUCUUAAUCUUCCCCGCAUGCCAGGACAAUGCAGACUCCGCUGACCAUUCCUGUACCUGUGCUCCGGCUUCCCCGGGGCCCGGAUGGCUUGAGCCGCGGCUUUGCCCCAGAUGGACGCAGGGCCCCCCUGACGCCAGAGGGUCCUGGAGCCCCGGGGUCUGCCGUAGUUCCAGAAUCUCGGGAAUCCCAGGAACAGCAGGUGCGAGCCGCACUCCGGGAACGCUACCUCCGCAGCCUGCUGGCCAUGGUGGGUCACCAGGUGAGCUUCACAUUGCACGAGGGCGUGCACGUGACUGCCCACUUCGGAGCCACCGACCUGGACGUGGCCAACUUCUACGUGUCGCAGCUGCAGACGCCCAUUGGUGUGCAGGCUGAAGCACUGCUGCGGUGCAGUGACAUUAUUGCGUACAGCUUCAAGCCCUAAAGAUGUUACUAUGUUCACCUUUCUGCUUUGGGCCUCGCCACGGGGCCCCAGCCCUCCACACAUGGUCGUGGGCCCCAGUUUGGAACGCCCUUGGAAUUUUGAGCCAAGCUCCAAGCACCUCUGGCUGCUUGGGACCUCCAGGGUGCAGUCAGUAAGAUUCUGCAACCCCAGGAGUUCUAGAGCCUGUUGAAAUGAAGGCUCUACCUUACAGAACUCCAAACUCUAAAACAGGGCCACUUGCCAGUUCCUGAAGACUGGGGGUUGGGGGUGGAAGGCAAAUCGCAGAGUGGGAAAUUGUUUCUGGAAGUUGCAAAGUUCAGCCACCCUGAAGAUACUCCCCUCCUACUAAAGAACCAAUU
Messenger RNA from Neomonachus schauinslandi (Hawaiian monk seal), 941 nucleotides. RefSeq names its product gem nuclear organelle associated protein 7 (gene GEMIN7). The transcript has 3 exons. The record is from RefSeq and is a predicted model, not a curated record. NCBI's taxonomy places the organism in Eukaryota, Metazoa, Chordata, Mammalia, Carnivora, Phocidae. The coding region runs from base 187 to 582 and encodes 131 amino acids. Gene Ontology annotation, cellular component: SMN-Sm protein complex. Gene Ontology annotation, biological process: spliceosomal snRNP assembly. Gene Ontology annotation, molecular function: RNA binding.